Molecule: messenger RNA, 1709 nt
Organism: Athalia rosae (coleseed sawfly)
Lineage: Eukaryota; Metazoa; Arthropoda; Insecta; Hymenoptera; Athaliidae
Exons: 7
Coding region: 506-1426 (306 amino acids)
Source: RefSeq, a predicted model, not a curated record
GACGGACAGAUCAGGCUCGCCGCGAGAACGUCGACGGGUGAUCGAGAUUAAUAGACUGCUGUCCUGUCAACUGCGGUCUCCUCAUCGUGAACAGCAACCGACUACCAUCCACUGUCCAGUCUGUCUUCAGAUCGCAACCUGCGUGGGCCAUCGACCAACAUAAACUAAGAAAAUCCAUCGAACGAUCGGCACAUUGUCCGUAAUAUCAACUUCCGGUUAUUAUAGUCUGAACUUACGUUACGAGUCAGUGCAAUAGAUUCGUGAUUUUAAUUCAGAAGUAAUCAGCAAAACCUGGCACUUGCUGGAUUUCGGCACGAAUUGGAUAAAGGGAAUCCAGUAGAAUGAGAUAACAAAAAAAAAAAAAGUGCAACUGCAAUAAUCACUCUCGAAAAACGCCACGCUCAGCAAUCAUUGCUAUAUCGUCAGUUGAUCGGGUGUUUGCAGUGCAAAUCCUUUAACAAGGAGCGAACGAAUUCUGGAUCCGAAAGGAGAGGUCGCAGCCCACAUGAGGAGUACCAGACGCUGGUGGAUCGUCCUUGGCGGUUUCACCCUGGUUUAUCUUGGAAAUGUUUGCUUGGUCGGUGCGGAUAAUGAAUCUACGAUAGAAGUUAAUGCGACUCAAGUCACAGAGGAAUCAAAACAGCAACAACAACAUCUUUGUUGUGCUAGACACGAGAAGAUGAUCGACGUGGGCUAUGGGAUGUCCGACCAGGUGAUUCAGGUGGACGCUGGUCACUGCCGAAGACUUUGCCCUCGUCACGCGGUAGACGAUCCAGGAGAUGCGAGUCGACCCGCCGUUCAGAGAUGUCCUCUGGACUGGCACUGCCGUCCGAAUUCCGCAAGAUUGGAGAGGAUUUCAACUCUUCAGGGUGUCCGAGUGAUCGAAGCGGUAGAUUCUUGCGAUUGCACCCCGAAACAAGCGUGUAGUAGGGAGCCGUACACGUACGUGGUGUAUCCUGGAACACCCCAUCAGGCGGACAUAGACGUUGGACUCUGCAUGGGUCAUUGUUCGAAGGGUUUGGGAUGCAAACCGAUGAGAAACAGAACGAUCAGUAUCGUUGGUCCUAAUGGGGACGAGGUCCAUCAAGUGAUAGAGGAAUGCGGGUGCAGCGACAAUUGCUACAGAAUGACUCACGUGGAAACUGUGCUCGAUUUCAGCGAGGUAGAAAUAAAAGACGGAUCGAAUUCCACGGAAGUUAAACCUCUCGUCAGGGCCAUCGACGUUGGUCAGUGCAUCGGCUCCUGUCCCGGUAAAGAAAAGGAGACGUGUCUCCUCCGUGACAAAAAAGACCCAACGAGGUGUCUCGCCGGACUUUAUUCAAAACAACACUAUUGCACUCCAGCUAGAUUCAAAAUACACGAAUACAGAUCCCGAAGAGGAGCGAUGAGGGAAAUAAUCGCAAUUACGCAGUGCGCCUGUGUCUAGCGAUCUAUUCGAUCGAUUCGCCAAUUAAUUAUAAUAUCUCUUUAGAGAAAAAAUCUCAGUCCGAUUAUACACACUAAGAAUAAUUUUCUGAAUGAGCUGAAAUAACAUCAAGAAUAAAAAAUGACACAUCAGUAAUAUAAACACCCUGAAACGAUAUUAUUAUUAUUAAUUUUAUUAUUAUUGUAUUUCAUAAUGUUCCUAAAUGACUUUAGUGUAAUGAUAUGUAUAGGUAUAUGAUAAGCGUAUGUAUCGCAUUGGCUAAUAAAUUUCGAAAUUUGUAUGA